Malus domestica (apple) is the source of this 978-nucleotide messenger RNA. RefSeq lists its product as uncharacterized. The record is from RefSeq and is a predicted model, not a curated record. NCBI's taxonomy places the organism in Eukaryota, Viridiplantae, Streptophyta, Magnoliopsida, Rosales, Rosaceae.
GGCUGGGCUACACAUAUGCUCUCUGCCCAGAUCAGAGUUUCCAAUGGUCCACAUUACAAACACACCCAUAUGCAAAUGCCAGGCAUCCUGCUUAAAUUCCGGUUAAAAAAAGACGUGUGCGCUUCCGAGAGUUUGGUUUUGUUGAAGAUGGAGGGUGAUCGAAUUCAGGGGUCUCCCUCUUAUUACAGUGUUCUUGGUGUCGGCUCGGAUUCUUCCGUGGAAGAGAUAAGGCGUGCAUAUCGCAAGCUAGCUAUGAAAUGGCAUCCGGACAGGUGGACAAGAACCCCUUCUUUGUUGGGUGAAGCCAAGCGGAAAUUCCAGCAAAUUCAAGAAGCCUAUUCAGUGUUAUCCGACCAGAGAAAACGAAGUAUGUACGAUGUUGGCCUGUACGAUCCCGAUGACGACGAAGAGGACGAGGGGUUCUGUGAUUUUGUGCAAGAAAUGGUGUCUCUGAUGGCGGAAUCCAGAAGAGAGGCAAAGAGUUAUACCAUGGAGGACUUGCAAGCAAUGUUCAUGGAGAUGGUCAAAGGAUUCGAGUCUCCUCCUUCCUCUUUCUUCUGUGGACAACCGGUGGCUUUCGAACAAUCUGGAUGCUCGAAAAGAACGCGUCUCGAAUCUAAUUCCGGGAUUGGCAGAGAUUCAGGUGCCGGCUCAUCUCUCCAUGUACCAAACUUAGGGAUGUAUGGAGAAGGAUUCUUUUCAUUUCAGUGGCAAGGACAAAGAUGAUAAGAAUUCUUUCGAGUGUUUUGACAGCGGAUUGUGUGUCCUCUUUCUCUUGUUCUUUAGAGACCACAUGUAUAUAGAAAGGCAAGUAGAUGAAAGAUUGCAGUUCUUCUCUUUGUUGUGUAAUUUGGGCAAUUUUGUUGGGUUUUUUUUCUCUCCGUUUUCUCCUUGGACUUGUAUCUUCUGAAAGCUUGCAAGAUAUUUUGGGGCUUUAAUCGACCAAAACCCGUCAAAGCCCAGGGCUUUUCGCAACAA